UUCCUCUCCUUCACCGUCAACGUUCUGAUCUCUCUCUCUCUCUCUCUCUAUAUAUAUAUAUAUAUAUACACACACACAAACACAUACACACACGGACUAUAAUGAGUGUCGGGCGAUUGUCUGAACCGUAACGAGGAGCAGAAACUCAAAGAGAAACCCUAGAAUUCUUAUCAUCGAAGCAUCGAAUCUUGACAUAAAUCCACUCAACAAAUGGUCGAAAACUGUAGCGUUAUCAUUCGUUUGAUCUGCGGAUGGUAUUGAUAAAGCACAUUCGUCGAUGCACGAGGAGAUGCAUCAUUUUUUUCCUCGCUGCUUCCGUGUUUGUUCCAAUCCUCCUCCUUUCUGGCUCGCUUAGACAAUUUGAUUCCGAAGUUUGGGAAGAACCUAUUGAAGAUUUAUCGAGUAUUAAAUAUAGAACAGAUGCUCAGAAACUUAAUACGAUGAAGAAGGAAGAAGGUGAAAGCUUGAAGGAGCCGCAAUUACUCGUGUAUAGAGGUGGAGAUUUAAGUUCUAUGGUCAGCUACGGUUCUUCAGAGGGGAGUACUAGAUCCGAACAAUCUGGAUAUGCCAAAAGCAGCACUAAAAUGUCUGGAAAUGGUACUAAUAGUGAUUCCGAGAAGGAAGAAUACCAGCAAGCACAGGUGGAGAAGCCAACAGUCACAUCAGGAAAAAAGCAGGAAAUGCUAAAAGAGAUGACAGGUCAACACAAGCAGAAUGUGUGGUCCCAGACACGAAGAGUAUUAGACAAGAAGGUAAAAGAGAUAAAAGAUCAGUUAAUCAGGGCCAAAGCAUACUUGAAAUUUGCACCACCAAGCAGUAAGUCCCAAUUAGCAAAGGAUUUGAGACUAGGGAGUAAAGAGCUAGAACAGGCUGUUGGUGAUUCAACCAAGGAUUCUGAUUUAUCUAGGAGUGUUUUGCAGAGGAUGAAAGCCAUGAAGAUCACCUUGUCCAAAGCCAACUAUUUGUACAGAGAAUGUCCUGUCAUGGCAACAAAACUACGUGCUUUGACUUGCAAUGCAGAAGAAGAGCUUCAGGCUGAGAAGAAUCAAGUGACAUUUCUUGUCCAGCUGGCUGGGAGGACCAUCCCUAAGAGUCUUCACUGCCUGGCCAUGCGGUUGACUGCUGAAUAUUUUGCCCUACAACCUUCAAAAAUGGAAUUUCCUAGCCAACCAAAAUUGCAUGAUCCAGAUCUCUUUCACUUUGCUGUCUUCUCCAACAACAUUUUGGCUUGUGCUGUUGUUGUGAACUCUACUGUUUCCAGCUCCAGCGAACCAGAGAAGAUAGUCUUCCAUGUGGUGACAGAUUCUCUCAAUCUCCCUGCAAUGUCAAUGUGGUUCUUACUAAACCCUCCUGGAAAAUCCACAAUACAGAUCCAGACUAUAGACAGUUUUGAAUGGUUGUCCAAGCAUGGUACAACCCUGCAGAAGCAGAACUCCAAUGACCCAAGAUAUGCUUCAGCACUGAAUCAUCUCCGUUUCUAUUUGCCUGAAGUUUUCCCAUUGCUGAAUAAGAUUGUGUUCCUUGAUCAUGAUGUGGUUGUGCAAAGUGACCUAGCUGGACUCUGGAGUGUCAAUAUGAAGGGGAAAGUAAAUGCAGCAGUGGAAACUUGUGAGAAAGGUGAACAUUCAUUUCGUCAGAUGGAGAUGUUUGUCAACUUUUCAGACCCUACAGUAGCAAACAAGUUUGAUCGCCGGGCAUGCUCAUGGGCAUUUGGGAUGAAUAUGUUUGAUCUUCAAGAAUGGAGGAGAGAAAAUUUGACUGGGGUAUACCAAAAAUAUCUGCAACGGGGAAGUAAGAAGCCUGACUGGGAAGCAGGUAGCUUGCCCUUAGGAUGGGUCACUUUCUACAAUCAUACUGUCAGUUUGGACAAGAAAUGGCAUGUCCUUGGGCUAGGUUAUGACUCGGAUGUCAGUCUGGCAGACAUUGAACAGGCAGCAGUGAUACACUUUGAUGGAAUUAAGAAACCCUGGUUGGACAUUGGGCUUGAGGAAUACAAGGGUUAUUGGAAGAAAUAUGUCGACUAUAAACACCCUUAUCUCCAACAGUGCAAUAUGCAUAGAUAGUCAAGUGCUGCAAUUUUGAAAGUUUGAUACAUACUUGAGCGCACAAAUUUUAAUUUUUUAUAUAUUAUUUUUUUUAUUUUUUGGGGAACCACUUGAUUCUUUCCAUUCUACCACAAUUUUCCAUGUAAAUGUCAACUUGUAAUUUUUUUUUUUUCUCAGUUUCUCUGGCCUUAAAUUUUCUAAGAGCUGAGUCAAUUGUUAGCCAUAAUCUGGAUGAAAAUAAGGAGUUCCUAGGGGGUGGUUUUACUUCUUGGCUUUUGGUGUACAUAUUUCAUUCUAUAAGUCAAACAAUAAUGUAAGAUGACGUCAUUACUGUUCUUCAAA
Molecule: messenger RNA, 2387 nt
Organism: Diospyros lotus (date-plum)
Lineage: Eukaryota; Viridiplantae; Streptophyta; Magnoliopsida; Ericales; Ebenaceae
Product: probable galacturonosyltransferase 6
Exons: 9
Coding region: 252-2063 (603 amino acids)
Molecular function (GO): polygalacturonate 4-alpha-galacturonosyltransferase activity
Source: RefSeq, a predicted model, not a curated record